AUGCAAGAUAAUUUCAUUCUAGAUUUUAGAUUUCAUGGAUUUCAUGUAUCUCUAACGGGUUAAAUGACUGAAUCUGCAUUUCUCUAACAGAGAAGAUUAAAAUAUGAAGUUUGGCGUCAUCAUCAUUAUUUUUAUUAAUAUUUCUCAGCACUACAGCAUCUGUGACACUUUCAGUGGUUUAAUAAAUAACAGAAAUCAGCAAUUAUGUGAUGAAGGAGAUAAAAAAGUGAGAAAUAUCAAAUCCAAAAAUGAAAAUUUUGACCAAAAUUUUAAUUCAACAUUUUCUGAUAUAUUUGAAAAAGAAUCACUGAGCAUGUUCCAUCAUUACCAUCUUACAAUAAGCAAACAGACAGAGUCCACGAGAGAAAAAAGAGCCUAUUGGGGGUUUGACAAGGUAUGGAGAGGAGUAAAGUCUGUGAAGACUGGAAUGGAAACUAUAAAGGAGAGGAUGGAUGUAGUUAAAACUGGGAUAGAAUGGAUUGGAGAGAAGAUGGGAGGACUUGUUAUUUCAGAAUCAGAUUCAGAGGAUUCCUACGUUGGAAGUACAGAUGAUUCCCAUGGAUCGAAUAGUGGUUACCACGGAAAGAAGAAAAAGAAAAAAAGGAAAAAGGUUAUAGAAAUUUGUAGCAGCAGCAACUCUGGAAUUUUUGCAUUUUUUGCAGUUCUUGUUCAGUCGGCGAAUAUCAUGAUAACUUUUAUGUUCACUCUCAUGGUGGAUAUUAUGAUUACAGCCAACCUUACUGGAACUGGAACCGGGACAAGUGUAAAUGUCAACAAUAAUAACAACAACAACAAUAAUAACGAAAAUAACAACAACAACAACAAUAACAACAAUAAUGACAACAAUAACAACAACGGAAGAAGAAAAAAAUCAAUAAGAGAAGAGAUUAAAGAGUUCAACAAUUUCCAAUAUAAAGAUUUGUCCAGUCAUUGUAACAAAAAAAUAAAUUCAUUUGCAGAAUCUUUGAUCUUAAAAUCUUUUGAUAAAAUUAGAAAUGAUGUUAUUUUGUUUAAUUUUCAGGACUCGUGCUUUUAGUUUUGUUUAAAUA
Eurytemora carolleeae is the source of this 1049-nucleotide messenger RNA. RefSeq lists its product as uncharacterized. The transcript is spliced from 7 exons. NCBI's taxonomy places the organism in Eukaryota, Metazoa, Arthropoda, Copepoda, Calanoida, Temoridae. Bases 104 to 1036 code for a protein of 310 amino acids. The record is from RefSeq and is a predicted model, not a curated record.